UACAGUCAGGGACAUAUGAGGUAUUCCUUCAAGCUGGUACUACUUCUGACGGCGAGUCACAAGAGUCGAGGAAGCAUGUGGUUGUCCUUAAUGACUUGUCAUGUACUUGUGGCGCACCCAGGCAAUACCAUUUUCCAUGUUCUCAUCUAAUCGCAGCUGCUCGAGCUCGUAACUUUGACUUAGAGAGGAGGAUACCUCAAGAGUUUACUAUUGAUAAACUAGUGUUGACUUGGAGUCCAAGAUUUAUUCCUUAUCGUGACGCGGGUGAGUGGCCUCCGUACGAUGGCCCAAAGUAUGUCGCUGAUCCAAGCAGUCGUUGGACCAAGCGUGGAUCCAGGAAGAGGACGAGGCACAAGAUGGUUAUGGAUCAGGUUGGUGGUAGGAGUAGAAGGGGAAGGAGAACACCAUUUCUUACCGACCCCGAGCAGUAUGAGUGUGGCAAGUGCGGUAGACUUGGUCAUAAUUCACGCACUUGUCGUUGGCAGAUUAGCGAGGAUGGCACAGUUCCACCUCCUCGACCCGUUCUACGACGAGAGCCACCGGGGGCGCCUUCUGUCGGAAGGCCAGGACCUAGCAACGCUUCGUUCUAGGACACACAAUGGGUUCCUAGACAUGGUGUUCGACGACAGGUACACUAAUUACCUAAGACGAGCAGGUCUAGAUGUAAUAUCGUACCAGUUACGACGCGGGUUGCCUACUAUUGAUUCGGCGGCCAUUACUGCACUUGUGGACAGGUAUUGUUAG
Messenger RNA from Zea mays, 744 nucleotides. RefSeq lists its product as uncharacterized. The record is from RefSeq and is a predicted model, not a curated record. The transcript has 3 exons. Bases 283 to 744 code for a protein of 153 amino acids. Lineage: Eukaryota; Viridiplantae; Streptophyta; Magnoliopsida; Poales; Poaceae.